This is a messenger RNA of Neopsephotus bourkii (Bourke's parrot), 1845 nucleotides long. RefSeq names its product calbindin 1 (gene CALB1). Gene Ontology annotation, molecular function: calcium ion binding. Bases 121 to 909 code for a protein of 262 amino acids. Gene Ontology annotation, cellular component: terminal bouton; synapse; dendritic spine. Gene Ontology annotation, biological process: regulation of long-term synaptic potentiation; regulation of presynaptic cytosolic calcium ion concentration. The transcript is spliced from 11 exons. Lineage: Eukaryota; Metazoa; Chordata; Aves; Psittaciformes; Psittacidae. The record is from RefSeq and is a predicted model, not a curated record.
GCGGCGGGAGGAGCCGUCGGAGCCAUCGUCGCCGCCGCAGCCGCCACCGCCGCCGGCCGCGGGCAGAGUCAGCACCGCGGACAGCGCCUGCCGCGCCCCCCGCGCCCCCCGCGCCCCACCAUGACGGCAGAGACCCACCUGCAGGGCGUGGAGAUCUCGGCCGCGCAGUUCUUCGAGAUCUGGCACCACUACGACUCCGACGGCAAUGGGUACAUGGAUGGGAAGGAGCUACAAAACUUCAUCCAGGAGCUGCAGCAGGCAAGGAAGAAGGCAGGCUUGGAUUUAACACCCGAAAUGAAAGCUUUUGUGGACCAAUAUGGGAAGGCUACUGAUGGAAAAAUAGGAAUAGUUGAGCUUGCUCAGAUAUUACCAACAGAAGAGAAUUUUCUGUUGUUCUUCAGAUGCCAGCAGCUAAAGUCAAGUGAAGACUUCAUGCAGACAUGGAGAAAAUAUGACAGUGACCACAGUGGCUUCAUUGAUUCUGAGGAACUUAAGAGCUUCUUGAAAGAUUUAUUACAGAAAGCAAAUAAGCAGAUCGAAGACUCAAAGCUAACAGAAUACACAGAAAUAAUGCUCAGGAUGUUUGAUGCAAACAAUGAUGGAAAGUUGGAGCUUACUGAACUGGCCAGACUACUCCCUGUACAGGAAAAUUUUCUUAUUAAAUUUCAGGGUGUCAAAAUGUCUGCAAAAGAAUUCAAUAAAGCCUUUGAGAUGUAUGACCAAGAUGGCAAUGGAUAUAUAGAUGAAAAUGAACUUGAUGCACUACUGAAGGAUCUCUGUGAAAAGAAUAAAAAGGAAUUAGACAUUAACAACCUUGCAACGUACAAGAAAAACAUCAUGGCCUUGUCUGACGGAGGAAAGCUUUACCGAGCAGAACUGGCUCUUAUUCUCUGUGCUGAAGAAAACUAGAACUCUUCUAUCAUGUCCCCUUAACUAGUGAUGUACUCUAUCUACACAAUAACUGUGCACUAUAAGGGAGUAGGCUGUAUUUUUAAACUGCAUAUAGAAAAUUAGCCAGGAUGUGUGGCACAUUCCUUUCAGUUUGUUUCUAUACUGUUUGUAAUGUACAGUUUUUGUAACAAUAAGAUUGAUAAAGAGAAUGUCUAUGUUUGGGCCAGUCUGUAUAGUCAAAAAGAAACUAAAAUAUGUCAGGGUUGGAUUUGUUUUUUGUUUUUGCUUGUGUUUUUUCUUUCAUAAACACGGCUGGAAAACAAAUUAAACCUGCUGACAUUGCUGUGGUCAUCAUAUCCUUUGACACUUGCAACAUUUCUUGUUGAACUACAUAACAGAUCUGCAGAUAUCUUUUCCCAUUACAACUAAAUGUUGCUUGAUGCAAAACAUCAAUUCAGAUUAAAUAUGAUCUAGGUCUGAAACAGAAAAGAGAUGUUGGCAUGUCUGAUUUCCAAAAUUUAACAAGGUACUAAAGAAGUAUUUCAGUUGUCAAACCACCCACUUACAGGUCUGUGCUCUCUGAAGUUUUUCAAUUACUUGUCUCACACUCAUGGCAUAUAGACAAAGCAUUUAUCUGGGAUAGAUCUCCAUGCAGUAGUUGAUGAAAAUAUAGUGUUUUACAUCUAAAUGUUUAACUUUACUGAAUUUAAACAUAGGCACUUCAGAAAUAAAUGCCUUUAAUCUGUCUUGGAAUCCUGGCUAAAUGACAGGUAGUAUAGCUAAUACACAGAUUAACAUAUGAUAUUAUAAGUGUACCUUUCAUGACUAUUGCUGUGUCAGAGAAUAUGACAAUCCAUUUUCUAAACUAUUUUCACAUUUUGCAGGUUAUAAUUCUAGUAAAUUGCUGUUUUUACAUCAUAUUCUGUGCAAUCUCUAAUUAAAUUUAAUAUCCUA